AUGCCUCGGGGUAAGAAGAGUAAGCUCCGUGCCCAUGAGAAACGCCACAAGGCCCAAGGUGAGACCCAGGGUCUCCGGGAUGCUAAGGCCACUGCAGCCAAGGAGGAAAAAUCCCCCUCCUCAUCCUCUUCUUGUUCGGGGGUUAUUACCCGGACACAGUCUGCUGCUAGGUCACAUAGCACUCCCAAGAGGCCUCGGGGAGCCCUAUCCACCACUGUGUCUGUAGGUGUUUCUCACCCAAGAUCAUGCAAAGGAGUCAAUGGCAAAGUUGAGAAAAAGCAAAGAUCCUCCCAGGCCCCAUCCUCCACUGUGCAGUCUCGAAGAGUCUCUCUAACCAAGACGACCGGUAUGUUGGUGCAGUUCCUGAUGCAAAUGUACAAAACGAAAAGGCCUGUUAUGAAAGCAGAUAUGCUGAAGAUUGUCAAUAAAAAGUACAAGAAUCACUUCCUUGGGAUCCUAAGAAGAGCUUCUGUCAACAUGGAGGUGGUUUUUGGUGUUGAUUUAAAGGAAAUUGAUUCUGCCAAGCAUUCUUAUGCCCUUGUGAGCAAAAUGGCCCUCCCCAACAAUGGGAGGGUGAGUCGUGGUCGGGGGUUUCCCAAGACCGGUCUCCUGAUGAAUCUCCUGGGUGUGAUCUUCAUGAAGGGCAACUGCGCCACUGAGGAGGAGAUCUGGGAAUUCCUGAAUAAGAUGAAAGUAUAUGCUGGAAAGAGACACUUCAUAUUUGGGGAGCCCAGGAAGCUCAUCACCCAAGAUUUGGUGAAGCUUAAAUACCUGGAGUAUCGGCAGGUGGCCAACAGUGAUCCUGCACGCUAUGAAUUCCUGUGGGGUCCAAGAGCCCAUGCUGAAACAACCAAGAUGAGAGUCCUGGAGUUUUUGGCCAAGGUCAAUCACACAGUCCCCAGUGCCUUCCAGUCCCGGUAUGAAGAGGCGUUGAGAGAGGAAGAGAGAGCACAAGCCACAGUUACCGUCAAUGAUAGCAGCAAUGCCACAGCCAGUAAAUGUUCCAGGGCCAUGUCCAGAAGCUAUUCCCACACCUAG
Propithecus coquereli (Coquerel's sifaka) is the source of this 1038-nucleotide messenger RNA. RefSeq names its product melanoma-associated antigen B3 (gene MAGEB3). Gene Ontology annotation, biological process: negative regulation of transcription by RNA polymerase II. The record is from RefSeq and is a predicted model, not a curated record. Bases 1 to 1038 code for a protein of 345 amino acids. The transcript has a single exon. Gene Ontology annotation, cellular component: nucleus. NCBI's taxonomy places the organism in Eukaryota, Metazoa, Chordata, Mammalia, Primates, Indriidae.